UCACAUUGUGGUCAUGUAUAUAUAAACUUAAGUAAUCAAUAUUUAGUUCUAUGCAUUUAGUAUAGCGCAAGAUUAAAUCUUAUUUCUGGACUGCAUAUUUAUCUUAGUCUAAUCUCACGGUCAUACCAGUGUCCACAGCUGUUGUGUCACGUGAUUCUGUGCAGUUAUGAAUGAAAUCACCAUUUUAGUUUUGACUGUCACCAUUGCACUGGUAGUUAUCUCCCUCUGGUUCGGUCGCAAAAAACGAAAUUUCCCGCCAUGUCCAGUCUUUACACUGCCCAUUAUUGGAAACCUGCUCUCGUUGUCCGGUGAUCAGAGGUCCCAGUACAGGAAAUGGAGGAAGAAGUGUGGGGAUAUCUUCUGUCUUUACGUCGGCUCCAAGACCAUCAUAGUUCUCAACGGCUACGAGCUGCUCAAGGAGGUCAUCAUCAAGAGGGGAAACGAAUUCUCGGACAGACCAGUGUCCAGCUUUGAUACAAUGGCUGGGUCUGUCGGACUGGGCGUCAUAACAUCCUCCGGCAAAAUCUGGAAAGAGCACCGUGCUGUCACCCUGAACAUCCUGCGCAAAUUUGGCAUGGGCAAAAACCUCCUGGCCGAGAGAAUGCAGGAGGAAGUCAACCAUUACUUGGAUCAUCUCUCCAGCUACCACGGCAACCCGGUGGACAUAAGGCUGAUCACCAGGACCAGUCUCUCGAACGUCAUGUGCGCCAUGAUGUUCGGCCAGCGUUUUGAUUACAUCGACGCUAAGUUCAACACGUUUAUGGCCUACCUGGGAGACCUGUUCCACUACUUCUACUUAAACAGCUUCACCGACUUCCUGCCCCUCUUGCGCCAUCUGCCGGGGGAUUUCUUCAAAGUGAAGCUGCUCAAACGUGAGAUGAAAGAACUUUUCCAGUUUUUUAACGUGAUGGUGGAGCGAAUCCGAGAGGACAGCACGCAAGAGAGUGUGAUCUCUUCCUACUUGGAGGAGCUGGAGAGGCGACGGAAGUCCGGCGAGGACACAACGAUGGACCAGGAGAAUCUGCUGAAAUUUAUCUUUGAUAUGUUUAUAGGGAGUUCCGAGACGACCCCCGGGACUAUUUACUGGUUUGUGCUGUACAUGAUCAACUUUCCGGAAGUUCAAGAGAAAGUGUUCGCUGAGAUCAAAGAGAACGUUGGGACUGAGAGAGUGCCGACGAUUCAGGACAAAACCAAGUUACACUACCUUCAUGCCGCCAUUCUGGAAACGCAAAGGCUGUGCAGUCUAGCAGCGAACUCCUUCUUCCACACUUGCCUUCAGGACACGACCAUCCAGGGCUACGACAUCCCGAAAGGCGCCUACAUCGUGCCAUGUCUGGACAGCGUUAUGUACGAUGAGAACAUCUGGGGCAAAGACGUCAUGAACUUCCGCCCGGAAAGGUUUCUGGAUCCUGACGGGCAUGUUCACGUUCCGGAGGAGUUUGUUCCGUUUUCCUUGGGGAAGAGAAUCUGCGUGGGUGAGUCUUUUGCCAAUACGGCUCUCGUGAUCUACGUGUCCAACAUGCUUCAAAAAUUUCAGUUUCUAGCAGUCGACCCUAAAAAUCCUCCAUCGAUGGAUUACCAGUUUGGUCUGACAGUUCUCGCGCGGAGCUAUGAGGUUAAAAUCGUGGCUCGUGAGAACUGAGCUGUAAGGGGAGACAAUGUAUCGCAUUUACAAUAUAUGUAAUUUUGUUAAGCUUUCUGCUCUUUGUGACAAUAAAUCUAAUUCAUGAGAGAUUUAACUUUUAAAUUAAUAACGUAGUGGCCUUGAUAAGAAUUUUGUACAAGGUGUAUCUCAAUUGUUUAAAUAUUAAAUUGUAUUAACAACUUAAGAAUUCUAUAAAUACAUAGAUUUAUAAGAGUUUAAUUCUACAUAUUAUGUGUUAUUGGGUUCAACCACCUUGGUAAUUUCACUGCAACCACAAACAGUCAUACGUUUAUAAUUGAUUUUUACAAAUCCAAAACAAAGUGACUCUGUCUGUGUGGCACAAAUUUUGAAUACGUUAUUACUCCCACUUCUCAUAUCGGUUUAAGCUAAACUUUGCACAAUUAAUCAUUGUUCCUUAUAAAACAUGAUUUAAUUUAAAAAAUUAAUUAACCAUUUAGUUAAUUGAUUAAUAGUAAUUUAUUAUAUUUGUCUGAUAUUGAUAAAGGGAAAUAUAUUUUACAGUAUUGAGAGAUUGGCUGUAAUUGUGGAUCUGGUAAGCUUUGCUUUGUUUUGUUUGUUGUUGUUGUUUUUUUAAAGUAUUUUUAUAUUUUGCUUGUUUGAUUUCUGUACAUAAAACGUCAUGGAUUUAUAAGUAACUUCAUUUACAAAUAUGUAUUUUUAAACUAAAUGUUCCCGCUCAAGGAACCAAGUUUUGAAGAGUUCAUUUGAUGACAUUCAAUAACAACAGCAGACGACAAUUCUAUCUGCUGCCUAUGUGGCAAUUUUUUUUGAAAGCUGUAACAAAUCGCAUAAAAAUCUGGCAAUAUUUCCAAACAGUCAAUCUUAUGUUUCCAACUCCUCAUACUUUUGAAAUUGUUGCCUUUCAUUGAAUCAAGAUUAAAGCUUUGUUUGUGUACUUAAAGAGAAUGUAAUUGGAUUUUUUGUAAAGAUACCCACCAAAAAAUAAUGACUUGACAUGUCAAAAGAUGUUGAAGAAUGUGUUAUGUUAUGAUGAUAAUGAGACUAUUACGUCAUUGUUUAUUGUUGUUUUUUUUUAAACACCGAUUGGCUUGUGUGAUGCAAUUUAAAUAAUACUUUUAUUUUAUAAUUGAUUCUUCUUCGUCAUCUCUGUACUAUUGCUGCACUUGUAACAUGUUGAUAAUGCAUAUACCACAUCAACAAAGGGAAUGAGUAACCUAAUGAUUAACUCUUUCUCUCCGUAAUUAUUUUCUUCGUUCCAAUAGUAUUAUUAAUUUUGCAUAUUUGUAUUUCACUAUACUGUUAUGAUUAAACUUUGAUAACUUUUUUUGUUUGAUAUCAGAAAAUGUUAUAGUUGGCAUCGAAUUAUAGGGAAUUGUAUGCUCUUUUUUUUUUACACAACAUAAAUAAAAGUUUAUAAAUCCAAAAUUGAA
This is a messenger RNA of Biomphalaria glabrata, 3057 nucleotides long. Its product is annotated as cytochrome P450 2J6-like. Gene Ontology annotation, biological process: xenobiotic metabolic process. Lineage: Eukaryota; Metazoa; Mollusca; Gastropoda; Planorbidae. Bases 167 to 1642 code for a protein of 491 amino acids. Gene Ontology annotation, cellular component: intracellular membrane-bounded organelle; cytoplasm. Gene Ontology annotation, molecular function: iron ion binding; heme binding; oxidoreductase activity, acting on paired donors, with incorporation or reduction of molecular oxygen, reduced flavin or flavoprotein as one donor, and incorporation of one atom of oxygen. The transcript is spliced from 4 exons. The record is from RefSeq and is a predicted model, not a curated record.